CUUAAGGCAGAGUUCACAAGGGGCCCCACAUGCCUUCUAAUCCCUCCAACUGGUGGAAAUUCUCAAUAUCAAGUGCAUUCCAUGAUUUUUCGUCAAACCCCUUCGGGGUUAUGACAAUUAUUUGAUCACUGUUUUACGUUUCUUUUAAUUUGACUUCCGAAAUCGCGUGCAGUUCUGGUCAUAAUCUCUGUUCACAUAUAUAAAUGUUUAUUUUUUUUCCCAAAAAAAAGAAGAAAAGUUUGGUUGUAAUCCCUGCAGGUGUCAAUGAUCUAAAGUUCUUUCGUUCCCAUUUGUUUGUAGACAUACUCGAUUUUUCACAGAUUCUUUUGCAGACUCGCAGAAAUUAAUGUUAAAGUAGCUUUCUGACUUGCGAAUUAGAUCAUAAACUUAGAGGGAAAAUACGGGAAAAGGUGCGUCGCCAGAUAACAUCUUUUCCCUCUGAUCGUUUCUUUGGUGGUCGAAUAAUCUGCUAUUAUCUCUGACUCGUGCUUCGAGCACCAGUAGAUUCUGCGUUUAUUAAGGGGUAGAAAUUAAUAAUACCAUGAACAUAUAGAAAUCGUCGAAUGGGUUGGCUUAGCAAAAUUUUUAAAGGUUCUGACCACAAAAUUUCGGAAGGGCAUUAUAAUGCAAAUUAUAGGGAGAGUACAGAUUAUUACUUGCCAUCAACUUCCGGGGGUGUAUGGUCAGAGAACGAGAAUGAAGAUAUAGAUCGUGCUAUUGCACUAUCUCUUGUAGAGGAAAAUCAGCGAAGAAAGAACAUAAAUGACCGCAAGUCACAAUUAGAAGAAGAUGAACAACUUGCUAGAGCAAUACAAGAGAGUCUAAAUGUUGAGUCUCCUCCCAGAUAUGGAAAUGGAAAUAUGUAUCAACCGAUGCCUGUGUAUUUCCCCAUGGGGUCCAGGAUUUGUGCUGGUUGUAAUGCCGAGAUUGGUUAUGGACGAUAUCUAAAUUGCUUGAGUGCAUUCUGGCAUCCUGAAUGCUUCCGUUGCCGUGCUUGCAACCUCCCAAUCUCUGAUUAUGAGUUUUCCACGUCUGGGAAUUACCCUUAUCAUAAAUCAUGCUACAAAGAAAACUACCAUCCAAAAUGUGAUGUAUGCAAGCAUUUUAUUCCAACAAACCCUGCUGGUCUUAUUGAGUAUAGAGCACAUCCUUUCUGGAUCCAGAAAUACUGCCCUUCUCACGAACAUGAUGGUACUCCACGCUGUUGCAGCUGUGAGCGUAUGGAGCCACGAGAGGCAGGAUACAUUGCUCUUAAUGAUGGUCGAAAGCUAUGCCUGGAAUGUCUGGAUUCUGCUAUCAUGGAUACUAGCGAGUGCCAACCCCUUUAUUCAGACAUACAAAGAUUUUAUGAAGGUCUUCAUAUGAGACUGGACCAGCAAGUUCCAUUGCUCUUGGUUGAAAGACAAGCACUGAAUGAAGCAAGAGAGGGGGAGAGGAAUGGCCACUAUCACAUGCCUGAGACCAGGGGACUCUGCCUUUCUGAAGAACAGACUAUCAGCACUGUCUUGAGGCGACCUAGGUUUGGAGCAGGCAAUAGAGCAGUAGACAUGAGAACACAACCCUACAAACUGACUCGACGCUGUGAUGUGACAGCAAUUCUCAUUUUGUAUGGCCUUCCCAGGUUGCUCACUGGAUCAAUCCUAGCUCAUGAAAUGAUGCAUGCAUGGCUGCGACUUAAAGGUUAUCGGACCCUAAGACAAGAUGUUGAAGAAGGUAUCUGUCAGGUUGUGGCGCACAUGUGGUUGGAGUCUGAGCUUUCAUCUGGAUCAUCAGCCUCAACCUCAUCUUCAUCCUAUGCAUCCAGGAAAGCCAAAAGACCUCAAUUUGAGAGGAAGCUUGGGGAAUUUUUCAAGCACCAGAUCGAAUCAGACGUUUCCCCUGUUUAUGGUGAUGGAUUCAGGGCAGGCCAACUGGCAGUUCGGAAGUAUGGUCUCGCAAACACCCUUCACCAUAUUUGGAUGACUGGAAAUUUUCCCCUUUAAAUUUGGCUACAUACGGAUUCUCAUUCUUUAGAGAGAUAAAGCUUGGCCUGUUGAUAUUAGAAACUGAGGCUAAAGCUACAAGGCAUAGCUUUGAUAGGGUAAUUGAAUUUUUUGUACUCGUAAUUGUAAUUAGCACUUACUGAUGGGGAAUAUUAUGAUUAAAUACACACGAUUUGUUUGUUUCUCUGAUCUAAUAAAGCUUUAUUACAUCCAA
Molecule: messenger RNA, 2196 nt
Organism: Neltuma alba
Lineage: Eukaryota; Viridiplantae; Streptophyta; Magnoliopsida; Fabales; Fabaceae
Product: protein DA1-like
Exons: 12
Coding region: 564-1982 (472 amino acids)
Molecular function (GO): ubiquitin binding
Source: RefSeq, a predicted model, not a curated record